Drosophila sechellia is the source of this 2601-nucleotide messenger RNA. RefSeq names its product signal peptide peptidase-like protein (gene SppL). NCBI's taxonomy places the organism in Eukaryota, Metazoa, Arthropoda, Insecta, Diptera, Drosophilidae. Gene Ontology annotation, biological process: membrane protein proteolysis. Gene Ontology annotation, molecular function: aspartic endopeptidase activity, intramembrane cleaving. Gene Ontology annotation, cellular component: lumenal side of endoplasmic reticulum membrane; Golgi-associated vesicle membrane; cytoplasmic side of endoplasmic reticulum membrane. The record is from RefSeq and is a predicted model, not a curated record. The coding region runs from base 446 to 1714 and encodes 422 amino acids. The transcript has 7 exons.
CACUGGUCGCGCAGGCGAUAAUGGCCUAAAGCGUGAAAUGUUUAAUUCGUUGUUGUUUCUCCUCCGCAAUAGUUACUAAUAGAAACAAAUGCAAAAUGGCUGUCUAACGUUUAAGUGCAGCGACCGCCGAAGAUCGUGGAAAUCUGCAUGAAAAGCGGCUCGCAGGCAAAUGAAAGGCGCGUGAAAAUGUAGCAGACACCUCUUUAUCGCGAAAACGAAUAUCGGUGCAAAGGGAAAAACAAAAACCAAGGAAAAUACAGCCAAAUGCGAAUGUGAAUGUGAAGGCAAAUUUGGAUUGAAGCGGUGCAGCCGACAUAAGAACGCGAUAAACCCAGCGCAGGUCGACCGAUAAGCGAAGAAGCCAGCCGACUGGCGACUACACGUGUAAUCUGAAACUAUAUCUGCGAUAUAGAUAGAAGUCGCAUCCGGAGGAACCGGAGCGAGCAUGUCGCACGGUGGAGCCGGUGGCGGUCUGGGAGCUCAAACUGUUGGAGCCGGCCAACUUGGAGGCGGUGCAGCGGCAGCUGGCGGUGGAGAAUACCGCGAACUCCACUGGACGGUCUCAAGCGUAAUGGACUCGUCUCGGGUCUCCACCUGCCUCAUAUCGAUGCUGCUGAUAGUCUACGGCAGCUUUCGCUCCUUAAACAUCGAGCAGGAGGCCCGCGAGCGGGAGCAGAAGAAGCGAAAUGAAUCGAUGACCAAUCUCCUCACCGGCGAGCCCGUCGAGAAGGAACCAAAUCUGUAUUUCACAGCGGAUAAAUUCGCCACUCUGGACACGAUGCAUGCCCUAUGUUUGCCCCUCGGAGCUUCCAUCUCACUGCUCAUCAUGUUCUUCUUUUUCGACUCGAUGCAGCUGCUCUUCGCCGUCUGCACAGCGAUUAUAGCCACCGUGGCGCUGGCCUUUCUGCUGCUGCCCAUGUGUCAGUACAUCAUCAGGCCAUGCACGGAUGGAAAACGAUUCUCCUUUGGAUUCUGCGGUCGCUUCACAGCCGCGGAGCUCUUCAGCUUUACGCUUUCGGUGUCGAUUGUGUGCAUAUGGGUGCUCACUGGCCACUGGCUGCUAAUGGAUGCAAUGGGCAUGGGCCUGUGUGUGGCAUUCAUUGCGUUUGUGCGUCUGCCCAGUCUAAAGGUGUCCACGCUGCUGUUGACCGGCCUGCUCAUCUACGACGUCUUCUGGGUAUUCCUCUCCUCGUACAUCUUCAGCACCAACGUGAUGGUCAAGGUGGCCACGCGACCCGCCGAUAAUCCCGUGGGCAUCGUGGCCAGAAAGUUGCAUCUGGGCGGCAUUGUGCGGGACACACCAAAGCUGAAUCUGCCCGGAAAGCUUGUUUUUCCCAGCCUCCACAACACGGGCCACUUCUCCAUGCUGGGCCUGGGUGAUGUGGUGAUGCCGGGCCUGUUGCUCUGCUUCGUCUUGCGUUACGAUGCGUACAAAAAGGCGCAGGGCGUCACAUCGGAUCCCACAUUGUCACCGCCCAGAGGAGUUGGCUCCCGGUUGACAUAUUUUCAUUGUUCCUUAUUGGGUUAUUUCUUGGGCCUGCUAACGGCGACGGUCAGCUCCGAGGUCUUUAAGGCGGCCCAGCCGGCGCUGCUGUAUCUAGUGCCCUUUACGUUAUUGCCGCUCUUGCUGAUGGCCUAUCUGAAGGGCGACCUGCGGCGCAUGUGGAGCGAGCCGUUUAUCGCGCAACAACCAUCAAAACAACUGGAAGUCUGAGUGUACUCUAUCUAAAAGCAAAGAAAAACAAAAAACAAGCAACAAACAAUGUGAAGAACACACACACAUAAGAUCUAAUACUAAAGUUUGUCUCUUAAAUAACGUAUUGAGUAUGUAUUUUUUAACUCAACUUAACUAAGUUUCGUUUUAAGUUAGGUGAUCCUCGUUUUCAUAGUGAAAUAAAAGCAAAAACCGAGUAAUUAUAGUUUUUAGCCUAAGCGGAAAGGUUUUAUAUAUUCACAUAUAUAUAUACUUCAUACGAGAGUUCAUUCAAAUUGGCUUUAAUGUCUCCAAUCAUGCAGAUAACUAGCGAGUAGAACAAAGAUCAAGCGAAAUAUUAGUUACAGUUCAUAGGCAUUACUAAUAACUCUGUAAAACAUAGCUAAAAGACUAGCAAGAAGACAGUUUGAGAUUCGAAUUUCAAUCAUACAUCAUCCACUCGAAAUCUGUUCCGGGCAGUACGUUCUGUAAAUACUUAAGUUAUGUGUAAUAAUAACAAACCACCAUGCAACAAAUAAUAGUUAGUAAGCUCGCCUUCAUACACAUUUAAUCGCUAUCCGUUUCCGUUUCACACGCCCAUUUCCGUCCUUCGAUUUUCUCGUUUUGUCACCCAAUGUUUUUCCCACACAUCUUCACAAUCAUAAUGAUGUUUUGCCAAAAUGCAUGUGUUCGUUGCAAACAAUAAAUCAAUUAAUAAUGCUAGACAACAACUGUUGCACUGUGUGUGUUUCACAAAAUUAAGUUUCAAGAAUUUUAAUUAUUUACUUUAACGCAGCUAACAAUAAAUAAAUACUGUAUGCAUAUGGAAACGAUAGUUACAUAUUAAUUUUAAGUAAAUGCAAUUUCGAAACGUAUAGAAACAAUAAAAAUGUGAGAUUUAAAACAAA